AAUGGCAGUGGGCGGCGCGCGCGCACAGCUCGUCUCUCACUGCGAUGUACAUGCGAGUCCGUAAUCGUCCAACCAGCCAGCGAGCCCGCACUCCUCAAAUCAGACCCAGCCGAACCAACCCGAGCCGAACUACAACGAUCCGAAUCGACAUCCCCGCCAGCGCAGUCCAAGGCUGGAGAGACGGAAUGAUGACCUCUUAACGCAUCUUUUACGCACUCGACCCGCUGUCCGUCCCUUAAAAGCUCACAUUCCGCCUGUUUGCGCUUGAUUCGCGUGCUGAGAUCAUGGACACAGCACUUCUAAGGACCCAUAUUAUCUUCUCUCUGCUUCUCCUUUUCAUCCAAAUAGUUGUGGAAGCUGAACCACUGGCCCAAGGCUUGAGGAGGCUCACCGAAGAUGUCGACUGGUCAUACUCAGGUACCCUAAACCAGCGCAAGUGGGGUAAGAAGUAUCCAUCCUGUAACAGUCCCAGACAGUCUCCUGUGGACAUCGAUGAGACAUUUACCCAGGUUAGGCUGCAGUACCAGAAUCUGCAGCUAGAGGGCUGGAACAGCUUGACAGCAGAGUCUACCACCAUUCACAACAACGGGAAGACUGUGGCAAUUGAUGUGGAUGGGGAGUUCUUUGUGAGUGGCGGAGGGCUGAGGUCCAGGUUUCGUGUUGGCAGAAUCACCUUCCACUGGGGUCGCUGCAAUGCAACAUCAGAUGGGUCUGAACACAGUCUGAAUGGAAUGAAAUACCCUCUGGAGAUGCAGAUCUAUUGUUACAAUUCAGAGGAGUUCCAAAGUCUGGAUGAAGCUAUAGAGAAAGAAGGAAGGGUGGCUGCCUUAGCUGUGCUAUUUGAGAUUAGCUUGGAAGAUAAUGAGAACUUCAUUCCUGUUGUGGAAGCCAUUAACACUGUCAGCAGGUUUGGUAAGAGUGGGUCAGUGGAGGCAUUCACCUUGAGGUCCUUGCUGCCAAAUAACACAGACAAAUACUACAUCUACAAUGGCUCACUGACUUCCCCCCCGUGCUCUGAAAUGGUGGAAUGGAUUGUCUUUAAGCAUGUUGUGCCCAUAUCGGAAACACAGCUUGAGGUGUUUUGUGAAGUGAUGACUAUGGAGCAGGCUGGUUAUGUUAUGCUGACGGAUUACCUGCAGAACAACUUUAGAGAGCAGCAGCAGCAGUUUAUGGGUCAGGUGUUUGCCUCUUACACUGGAGUCGAGGAGGUGCUCACACCCACCUGCAGCUCUGAGCCACAGAAUGUUCAGGCUGAUGCUCAGAACGACACCACCAUCAUGGUGACCUGGGAGCGUCCCCGUGCAGUGUAUGACACAACCAUCGACUGGUACACUGUCACAUACCAGAGGCUGCAGGGCCAAGACCAGCGCAAGCAGGAGUAUAGGACCGAUGGAGACCAGGAUGUGGGUGCCAUCAUCUCCAACCUGCUGGCCAACAGCAGCUAUGUGGUCCAGGUGGUGGCUGUUUGCACCAAUGGACUCAGAGGACGAUGGAGCGACCAGAUAAUCGUGGACAUGCCAUUGGAAGACCCAGAAAGUGAUUCUGACCCUGAAGCUGUCACAAAGGAUUUGGAAGGAAACAGGGAGCUUUCGUCCAUAGUCAGAUGGGAGAAGCCAGUGAAGCAGAAUCCGAUGCAUUUAGCUUCAGAGGACAACAGCCCAGUUGAGGAGAUUCCACUGGAGCAGACCAGAGUUUACCAGAACCAACCUUCAUAUCAUGAGAACCAGCCCACAGACCGAACCCAAGCCAGCCAGAACAUUCCAGUCCAAGAAGGCACCACUCCAACCCCGAAGACACCCACCGAGGCCCCAGUUUCUCAGAAUGUCAGAAAGAAACAGGGUAAAAAAUCACAUGAUGUGGAUCAGAACUGGAUUGAAGGUGACCAGAUGAUGAACCAGCCUUUCACUAAUGCAGGCUUUGAGGGCAAUAGCGCAAUAUGGGUUACCACUGAGCUAACCGAACAACCAGGCUUCCUAUUUCCAGUUGUUCGGACAACCUCUCUGCCAGCAAUUCGCCGGCAAAUCACAGAAGAGGCAUCGCUGUCAGUGCUGCCACAUGAGACAAGAGAUCAAGGCCCACCACACCAAGCCAGUGGAAAUAGCCUCCCUUCUGCUUCACCAGAGCUCUACACAACUCCUAUGGAGGAUAUCCACAUCACAGAUGUCUUCUAUGAAGACACAGUCAACAACUCUCCACAGGAAAUCAUCACCUCACCUCCAACGACAUCUGCUUCUGCAGAGCCAGUGGACGAAGCCUUCCCGCCGCCCUCUGAAGAUGACGAUGCCCCUGUAAAUGAGCCCCUGCCAAAAACGCUACCCUCCUCAUCUCUCUGGAUCACAGAAAAGACGGCGACCCCCAGCAACACACUUGCCGAUUCAGUUUACAAGUCCUUCACUACCUCCUCUCUCCUCAGAGUGCUGAUGCAUACGACUCAGCCCAUGUUCAAUGAGCGAAGCAACAGCAGCCACGAGUCUCGGGUCGGACUUGUUGAGGGUGUGGACAGGGAGAAGAGGACAGUCAUUCCUCUGGCUGUCGUAUCCACUCUCACCAUCCUUUGUCUGCUGGUACUAGUGGGAAUACUCAUCUACUGGAGAAACUGUUUCCAGGCAGCUAAUUUCUACCCAGAUGACACAUCGCCUAAAGUUGUAUCUGCUCCAUCUACACCCCUGCUGUUGGCCACAGAUGGUCACGAGCCGCUGACAGUGAAGCAGUUUGUGAAGCAUGUCAUGGAGCUCCAGACCACCAACACUUUCUCCAAGGAAUUUGAGAUUGUCAAAGAGUCCUAUGAGGAGGUGCAGGCAUGCACAGUGGACAUGGGCAUCACUACAGACAGCUCUAAUCACCCUGACAACAAAAACAAGAACCGAUACAUCAACAUACUGGCCUACGACCACAGUAGAGUUAAGCUCUCUAACAGUUUGGACAGAGAUGGGACAUGCGGGGACUACAUCAACGCUAACUUUGUUGAUGGUUAUGAGCGGACGAGGGCAUACAUCGCAGCUCAGGGGCCUCUAAAAUCAGGCAGGGAGGACUUUUGGAGGAUGAUCUGGCAGCAGAAUGUUGGAGUUAUUGUCAUGAUCACCAAUCUGAAGGAGAAAGGACGGACAAAAUGUGAUCAGUACUGGCCAGAGGAGAACCAGGAAGAGUAUGGGUCUUAUCAGGUGACACUGAAAAACACCAAGACACUUGCUUACUACACACUCCGGACGUUCACUGUCAGGGAUACUGCAAAUAAGGUAUCUCAAAGGAGAGUCGAACACACAGUGCUCCAUUACCAUUACACCCAGUGGCCGGACAUGGGCGUCCCAGAAUACACUCUGCCUGUCCUCUCCUUCAUCAGAGCGUCCUCCAGGGCCCGCACGCAGGAGAUGGGACCUAUGUUGGUACAUUGCAGUGCCGGUGUGGGAAGGACAGGAACCUACAUUGUGAUAGACAGCAUGCUGCAGCAGAUCCAGGAUCAAGGGACAGUGAACGUUCUUGGCUUCCUGAAACAUGUCCGCACACAGAGGAAUUUCCUUGUUCAGACAGAGGAGCAGUACAUAUUCAUCCACGAUGCCCUGGUUGAAGCUAUUUUGAGCCGGGACACCUUGGUGACCUCUGACCUCCUUCACAAUUACGUCUCUAACCUGCUGACCCCUGGUGCCACGGGCAGGACACGUAUGGAUAAACAAUUCAAGUUAAUUAGUCAGCGUCAGGCGAAGCACGCAGACUACAGCACUGCCCUGAAAGAUGGCAACGCUGAGAGGAACAGAGCCAGAGCUCUAAUGCCUGUGGAGAGAUCAAGAGUCACUCUGACUGCUUCAGAAUCAAACUCCACAGGCUACAUCAAUGCAUCCUACGUGAUGGGACAUCACUACACUAAGGAGUUCAUAGUGAGCCAGACUCCUCUGAGCAGCACGGUGGCAGAUUUCUGGAGAAUGAUCUGGGAACACAAUGCACAGAUUGUAGUCCGUCUGCCAGACUCAAACAGCCAGAGAGACGAAGAGUGUCGUGCGUACUGGCCCAGUAAAGACCAACCCCUGAGCAUUGAUGGCUUCACUGUGUCAUACUCCAGGGAGGAGCACAUGUGUCUGUCUAAUGAUGAGAGACUUUUAGUGCAGGACUUCACAGUCCAGUCUCCACAGAACAAUUAUGUGCUGGAAGUGCGUCAGUACAGCACCACCUGCUGGCCCAACCCAGACAGUCCGAUCAGAAACAGCUUUGAUCUCGUUAACAGAGUCAGAGAACAGAGCACGCACACACAGGGACCGGUGAUCGUACAUGAUCCUUUGGGAGGUGCUACGUCAGGACUGUUUUGUGCCCUCACCACCCUGUCCAAUCAGCUAGAGGAGGAGGGAUCAGUAGAUGUCUACCAAGUGGCACGGAUGACCAACCUCAUGAGGCCUGGGGUAUUUAAUGAUAUAGAGCAGUACCAGUAUCUGUACAGAGCGGUGUUGAGCCUGGUGAGCAGUCAGGAGGACCAGAGAGCUCUGCAGAAUCCAGAGACCAACGGAUCUGUACCGCUGGGCCAGACCAACAUCGCAGAAAGCCUGGAGUCGCUCAUGUAGACAUCCACACAAAAAUGCGCAUGAAAGAGAAAAUAAAUUACACGAGCGCACAUUUGAGAUUACGAGGAGAAAAGAGUAGGUCUGCUGAUCAUGCUAAUACUUUCAUUUACUGCAUAUUCAAAAAUCAUUAUUUAUAAGAUCAUUUUUCAAAACAGAACAAUCUAAUGAAAUUACAUUUAAUCUAAAAGACUUCACCUCUAAAGUCUUUUCCCUUUCAAUCACUUAUUAUGAAGAAAAAUCUUACUCUGCCCGACAAGCGAUGAUGAAACACCUGAAAGUGUCCUUUUUGUUAUGUUAGCAUGCACAGCAGACAAAGCUACACAAUCUACCAGAUCAGAGAAAAAGGUACCUCCUGCUUCUAAGGGACCCUUUAUAAGUGAACAACAAACAAAACCCUGCAACAUUUAUAACAAUACAUUAUUAUUUCAUGUUAAAUCAUCAUUAAAAGCAUUAGUUGGAAUUAGGGGUGGCACGGUGGUUAGCACUUUUGCAGCACAGCAAGAAGGUCCUGAGUUCAAUUCCAUCAGGCCGUGGUCUUUCUGUGUGGAGUUUGCAUGUUCUCUCUGGGUACUUCGGCUUCCUCCCACAGUCCAAAGACAUGCAGUUAGUGGGGUAAGGCUAAUUGGAAACUCUAAAUUCCCCAUAGGUGUGAAUGGUUGUCUGUCUCUGUUAGCCCUGUGACAGACUGGCGACCUGUCCAGGGUGUGCCCUGCCUCUUGCCCUAAGACAGCUGGGAUAGGCUCCAGCUCCCCUGCGACCCUGAAAGGAUAAGCGGAAGAGAAUGGAUGGAUAGUUGGAAUUAGGUGAGAGUGGUAAGAAAGUUUCCAUGUCUGUAUCUGACACUGGUCAGCAUGAAGUUUUUUUGUUUAUUUCUAAUGACAGAUCCCUUAUAAUUAAAUUCAAUCUGUCUAUUAAUGUUUCUUUUAUCCAUUGUUUCUUUCAUUUUAUUAGUAUAUUCUUUUAUUACCGUCAUAGGUUACACCUUCCUUCUAAGAGAAAAGAAAUCAAUAUUAGAGAAAUGCACAGGCAAAAUGGAAUUGUAGAAAUGCCGAUAAAUGUAGAUAAAGUGCAGAUUCUUACUUUAUUGUUAAAAAGGGAAACAAUGCAAGACAACCCUCCGUUUCCCUGCAAAAUAUCAAAUGCACUGCACAUUAACCAGCACAUUCUGGGGCUUAAACUACCACGUAUCCUUAAUUAGAAUCACGUUCUUACAAGCCAAACCUUUCCGAGGCCUCACUGGUGAGAACUGAAGCAACUGCUCGUUUUUUUUAACGUUUACGUCACCUUGCAACUGGCUCCAUGGUCCAUGGUACCCAGUGCCUUUUGUACGUCACGUUAUUGUACUUUUAAACCUGUUUGUUUGGGGUUUUUUUGUGUGACUAAUAUGCCAAAAUCCUGGUGAGGUGUUUUUAUCUAUUUUCUUAAAGGUGAUCCCCUGUGUUGUUGAUCUCGUUAAAAAAAAUGCCAUCAGUUUCAGCUGUUUUGUUUAAAAAAGGAAAAAAAGAAACAAAAAAGAUCAAAACUGGGAUUUAAAGUGAUGCGCGGCUCAAAAUCCAUUUGAAAAUAAAUCUUAAGAGAUGACAUUUCUUAUUUUCUUAUAGAUGUAGGCAGAGAUAAGAAUUUUUUUUUUGCCAUCACAUUGUAAAAAUUCACUGCUGUGAAACAAGACAAGGGAUUAAGUAAUAGAAACUGCCCAUAUUCUUGAUAUUUUGGGAGGCUUAACGUUCUGUUAAUACUCAGUGGCACAGGCUGGCAAUGAAAUUCUUGGUAGCAUUUGCUGUGACUGUUUCCAUUUUUCUAAAAGGGUCCAAGUAUUUUCUAUUGCAUCAGACACAUUUAGCCAACCUGUGAAUCUCUUUCUGGUGUAAAUCACAGAGACCGCAGCUGAACACGCUCAGAGCAGUCCUAACUGGAAUAAAAAGUCUUUAUGUGUAAAGAUCCCAGAAUACUUUAAAGGCCAAAUUACUGUAUGUUUAUACUGUACCUCUACAUAUUUUCUAUUUUACUACAAAAAGUGAUUUUCUAGUUCUUUACACACACACACACACACACAUACAUAUAUAUAUAUAUAACUGUGUGGAUUCUAUUUGAUAAUUUUAGCCUGGAAAAAUUGAUCAUGUUUAUAGUUUUAAUGAAAUGGCAUCUCUUUUUAUCUCUAUAAUUACAGUAGCAGCUUAAUGUCUACACCUUUAUCUCCAGCUAUGAACUGGUGCUGUAUGUAUAAUGCAACAAGAUUAAAGAUUUGUUCAAA
Messenger RNA from Pelmatolapia mariae (spotted tilapia), 6798 nucleotides. It is a transcript of the gene ptprz1b, whose product is annotated as protein tyrosine phosphatase receptor type Z1b. The record is from RefSeq and is a predicted model, not a curated record. Gene Ontology annotation, molecular function: protein tyrosine phosphatase activity; protein binding. The coding region runs from base 285 to 4547 and encodes 1420 amino acids. Lineage: Eukaryota; Metazoa; Chordata; Actinopteri; Cichliformes; Cichlidae. The transcript is spliced from 32 exons. Gene Ontology annotation, biological process: peptidyl-tyrosine dephosphorylation.